Messenger RNA from Drosophila virilis, 1830 nucleotides. RefSeq names its product L-dopachrome tautomerase yellow-g2 (gene yellow-g2). Gene Ontology annotation, cellular component: extracellular region. The record is from RefSeq and is a predicted model, not a curated record. NCBI's taxonomy places the organism in Eukaryota, Metazoa, Arthropoda, Insecta, Diptera, Drosophilidae.
UUGGUGUUCAGUCAAUAUAUAUUGUCAGCCACAUACGCCCAAAUACUCAAGCAUAGAGAUGCGUUUCUUUUUUGCCCACUGGCUGGGGCUGCUCCUGGCCAUUUGUAUUGCACCACGCAUCGCAUUUGGUCAGGGCACCAAGUACGGACUGUGGACGCCGGAUCGCGCACACUCCGAUACACAGCCCAUACAAUGGACGGGCGGGCAGUUCGAGUUUCCCUGUGCCAGCACCAAGUCUCUAUUCAAGAGCUCCGGCAAGUACAUAGCCAAGAAUGUGAUUGCCACGCGUGCCCAGCUGAUUGGGGACACCAUUUACUUGGCGCUGCCGCGUUAUCGCAAGGGUGUGCCGGCGACGCUGGUGAAGACCAAUGUGCUGCCGGGCACCUGUUCCACGACCUUCAAACCAUAUCCCUGCUGGGAUCUGCAGGAGGAGGGCAACUGCAAGGCCUUGCAAUCCGUUGUUGAUCUGGUGGUAGAUCAAAAUGAGGUGCUCUGGGUGCUGGACACGGGCAUUGUAAACACCUUGGAGACGCCGGUGCGCAAAUGUGCGCCCAAAGUGGUGGCCAUGUCCGUAAAAACUGGCAAAGUGCUGAAAACAGUCUCGCUGGAGGGCCUCACCUCGAGCACCUCCCGUCUACAGUAUCUGGUGGUAGAUUACGCGCCCGAUGGCGGCUGCUUCAUCUAUGUCAGUGAUGCGGCCAAUCGUGCGAUAAUCGUUUAUAAUCUGCAAGCGGAUCGCGGCUUUCGUGUGGUGCUGCCCAAGGCCGUAUCCGCUGGCUGUCGUUCCCGGGAUGUGCUCUACAUAGCGCUAAUACGCCGCGACUGCGGCUCCACAGAGCUGUAUUUCACCUAUCUGAGCACCAGCAAACUCUUCUCCCUGAAAUCCGAAUACCUGCGCAGCGGUGUGGCCGAUGGACGCAUUUUGGAUCUGGGCAAAAAACCGAGUCGCAUGGUCAUCAUUGGCACGGACAAUGGCUCGGCCAUAUUCUUCCGCAACGAGGGCGACGCGGAGGUCUAUCGCUGGGACACCAACUCCACGUUCGCGGAGGCCAACUUCAAACCCGUUUAUCGCAGCCAGACAUGCCAGCUGGUUACCCAUGCGGUGCCCGAUUACAAACGGAAUACGAUGCGGGUGCUGCAGAGCAAUUUUCCGGAUUAUAUGCAAAAUCGUAUCGGAUGCGGGGCCAUACAGCAGCUCAACCAUAUGCAGGGCUGUUGGUAGGCACAACACGAAACACACACACACACACACUUGACACGUACACACACAUCCUCACACACACACACACACACUAGACACUACUACACACAUACCAGUACACACUCAAACAUACACACUCAAACACACACACAAUUGUUGUUGUUGCAACUGCGCUAGCUUUGUGACAAAGCUUCUGAAAUUGCAGUCGCAGCCAUAACUGAAAAAUCGUCAAGAGUCCAUCGUUGGCUCUUAAAAUGGAUUUGCAUUCUGUACAUAAGCUUGCUAGUUUUAGUAAGUUCCUUUUUUUGUUAUUGUUGUUAGCUUAGAUAAGCAAUAAACAGUUCUGCUGCUGUACAUUUGAAUUGGCAGUCUCUGGCCCUUCGUCUAAGCACUGUGGGGCAGGAAUUGGUUGGCUGUGCACUCAACUCUCGCAUUAAGCAUAUCUUUAUCCGUUUUAUCUCGUUUUUAGUUAAUUUCAUAGAAGACGAGUUUAUUCAACCCGCACUCGAUUGUCGUCAUUCGAUGCGUACAUUCAACUUAUUUUUAUGUGAUUGCAUAGACAUAAAUUGCAGCUUUAGGUAAUUCUUUAGGGUUCAUUAAACUUUGUGCCACAAUAAAAGCAGCUUGAA